Molecule: messenger RNA, 1738 nt
Organism: Seriola dumerili (greater amberjack)
Lineage: Eukaryota; Metazoa; Chordata; Actinopteri; Carangiformes; Carangidae
Gene: rfxap
Product: regulatory factor X associated protein
Exons: 4
Coding region: 194-838 (214 amino acids)
Biological process (GO): regulation of transcription by RNA polymerase II
Cellular component (GO): nucleus
Source: RefSeq, a predicted model, not a curated record
CAGCGAAGAAGAAAUCCGUGCUAUUUUAAAUGCAGCGAGAGCAGUAACCCCUGGAAGUGUGACGGAACCCGGGUGGCGACAUGUCAAUGAAUAGCUGUAUCAGCUAACGUGAGCUGACUGCAAAGGGAUGGUGGUUAGCUAGCUAACUAGCUAGCUUGCUGCAGCAGCUGCACUGUUUUCGUACACCGCAGUCAUGAGCGAAGAUGACACUUCAGCAUCAGCAAAUAAAGACAAAGACUCCACUCUCCUGCUCACGAAAGACGGACAGCGCUACUACGUGAGUAAGAGCGGAGUGGUCGACAGCAGAAAUGUGAUAACGCCGCACGAACCAGAAAACAACGUCUCCUCCUACGACAUGGACGACCUGGACGAGGAGAGCGACGUCUUGGACACCUCUGAUCCCAGAGACAGCGCCGCCAGCCCGGAAGAGCUCAACGACGAGGAGACCUCGGAGGGUGACAACGCUCCUAAACAGUGCACUUAUGAAGGCUGCACGGAGACCACGACGCAGGUGGCCAAGCAGAGGAAACCGUGGAUGUGCAAAAAACACCGCAACAAGAUGUACAAAGACAAGUACAAGAAGAAGAAAAGUGAUCAGGCCAUGUCCAGUGGGAAACUUGAUGAAAACUCAGAGGAGCGGCCUGUGUCUGUGAACAAACAACGUCUUGGUGCCAUGGGGGACCGGCCAGCUAGACCAUCCCUGAUAGAGCAGGUCCUCAACCAGAAGAGACUGUCACUGCUCAGGAGUCCAGAGGUGAUCAGCUUCCUUCAGCAGCAGCAGCAGCUCCUGGCCACACAGAGCCGCAGCCAAUCACAGCAACAGUUCCAGGGUUGCUGACACCGGCUGCUCAAUGUUUUACCUUACUAUUUGUAAUGUAUAACGAGCACUGCCACUUGAUGCAUAAAUGUAGUAACCAUACACUGUUAACAUGAACUUCUGCAGACAGGCUGAAGGUGUGGUGAGACAGGUGGACUGAACUAGGCCCAGGCUGACCGUGUGAAAAAACAUGUCUGGUGCUGUUUAUGAAGUAUAAUUUCUUAAAUACAAGACAUUUCUUUUCAUAUUAACUUAUUGUUAAUUUACAUUGUAGUUACACCAUCAAAUCCCACUCGUUCUGUUAGUUAUUAGUUAUAGGAAGGCACUGUAUUAUAAUUGUCCAGUUGGAGUUGCUCAGAUGUUGCAAAAAUAAUCAUGAGCUCAGUUUCAUCCUCCUGUCUUUUCCAUUGCUUUAAAAAAAAAAACAACAACCCAAGACUAGUUAAUUUCUUUGUUUUAGUGUCAUUUGUUUGAUACUUUUCAGACAGUUUCCUCUUCAUUAAUUAUUCUUCAUUGUGUUUUUAAUGUUUUCUUUUGAACAUAAAGUGUUGUUACAUGUGACAAUCAGUUUGUGUAAGGCAUGUCUGUAGCCUCUUUACAGUCAAGUGGGGGUUUUCAGGAUGUGUGUGUUUAACAAAAUUUUUAUAUAAUGCUUGUGGUGCUAUUGCACAGACAGUGAAUUGUAAGUGUAUACAAAAAGGAAUACAAAACGAAGUGGGAUGGGACGUAUAUUGGUCAUGUUGGCUCUGUUGUCUUUGUGGCAAGGAGAUGCUGUGUAUCUACUGUAUGUUGUUCCUGUGUUUUUAAGAUGAAGUGUGUAUCCCCCCCUGCUGUGAGGAUGAGACUAAAAUUAUGUUAACAUUGAGAAAUCUCUCGCUACGUGAUGCUUUGUUUUUUAACAUGAGAAAAAUACCUGUGUAA